Messenger RNA from Pyrenophora tritici-repentis Pt-1C-BFP, 1743 nucleotides. The record is from RefSeq and is a predicted model, not a curated record. Lineage: Eukaryota; Fungi; Ascomycota; Dothideomycetes; Pleosporales; Pleosporaceae.
AUGCCUACUCUAGCGCUCAACAACUUCAACAUUGUCUGUGCGACUUUGGGGGGGUUCAUCACCGCUUUUGGGCUUGUUAGUUAUUUGAUGAAAGAGAAGUUCUACCUUAGUGAAGCGCUCGCUGGACUCAUCUUCUCUCCGCACGCCACAAACUGGAUCAGACCGGAGGAAUACGCACUUAACAAUGAAGUGGUCUUAGAUACCAUCACUCUUUACUUUACACGCCUGGUUCUCGGCGUUCAAUUGGUGCUUGCAGGCGUACAGCUACCGUCAAAAUACUUAAAGACAGAAUGGAAGAGUUUGGCGCUCCUGCUCGGCCCUGUCAUGACGGUCAUGUGGCUCGUUACUAGUCUACUAGUUUAUGCCUUGGUUCCGCACAUCAGCUUCCUGCAUGCGCUGGCUGUAGGUGCUUGUGUCACACCUACGGACCCUGUGUUGUCGAACUCUAUCGUCAAGGGCAAGUUUGCCGACAAGAAUAUUCCAAAAGAACUACAGAAAAUCAUCGUUGCGGAAUCAGGCGCGAACGACGGUCUGGGAUACCCGUUUCUAUUCCUCCCUCUCUAUCUGAUUCAGCACAUUGGCCACGGAGGUCAGGGUUCAGACAAUAGUACCCAAAUAGCAGUAGGUUUGUGGUUCGGCGAGACGUGGGCAUAUACCAUCUUGCUAAGCGUAGUCUAUGGUGCUGUGGUGGGCUGGGUUGCAAAGGAACUACUACAUUGGGCUGAGGAGAAGAAGUAUGUUGAUCGUGAAAGUUUCUUGGUGUUUGCCAUCACCUUGGCUCUCUUCAUCGUUGGCACUGUUGGUAUGAUUGGCAGCGACGAUGUGCUUGCUUGCUUCAUCGCUGGAAAUACAUUUACAUGGGAUGACUGGUUUCGCCUGGAAACAAUGGACGACUCGUUCCAACCUACCAUCGAUAUGCUGCUCAAUGUUUCCAUCUUCAUUUGGUUCGGAGCCGUUGCUCCCUGGCGCCUCUUUGCGACUUCGCCUGUAAUUCCCAUUUACCGGCUCAUUCCUCUCGGCAUCUUGGUCUUGAUGUUCCGCAGGCCUCCCAUCAUCUUCGCCAUGCACAAACAGAUUCAUCAGAUUGAACAGCGACGACAAGCUUUGUUCGUUGGCUUCUUCGGCCCAAUUGGCGUAAGCGCCAUCUUCUACCUAUACAUCAGUCUCGAGUUCUUAAGCGGGAUCCGAGUCAACGGCGAGAUAAGAGAAGAUUGUGCGUAUCUUAUGGAGGUUAUGAAAGUAGUCAUCUGGUUCCUGGUGAUCUGCUCUGUCAUCAUUCACGGCCUUUCUAUUCCCAUGGGAAAACUCGGAUUCCAUAUCCCGCGUACACUCAGCUCAGCUCUCUCUUUUGGUCGCUCAAACUCCGGCUUCCCCGAUGAACCGGAGGCCCCAUUCCACGUUCGCGACGAAAAUAUUACUGACGCCGAAUCCCGCGUGCGUCGCCGUCCUGGCUGGUCGCGUAAUGGUGGAGAUUCGCUGCCCAACCGUGUUGUGCGUAUCGGAAGGAGCUUGAUUUCUAGUGGGACAAGCUCGGCGAGUACGUCGAGAGCUAAUAGUACUGCAAGAGUAGCAAUGCCGAUACCGCCUUUGAGUGAUGCAGGGAGCGAGGGCCGUCCAGAUGGCGGUGUUACUACUCCUGCGGCUACUGCAGCGCUCGGAGAGGGUGUCGUUCCUGGGCGGACGAUCAGGUUCAGGGAUGAGCAGGCGGAAAUGGGCACUUCUAAGGCUGAUAGAAAGGACUAA